Messenger RNA from Laccaria bicolor S238N-H82, 1347 nucleotides. RefSeq lists its product as uncharacterized. The coding region runs from base 1 to 1347 and encodes 448 amino acids. NCBI's taxonomy places the organism in Eukaryota, Fungi, Basidiomycota, Agaricomycetes, Agaricales, Hydnangiaceae. The record is from RefSeq and is a predicted model, not a curated record. Gene Ontology annotation, molecular function: cysteine synthase activity. Gene Ontology annotation, cellular component: cytoplasm. The transcript has 17 exons.
AUGUCCUUUCUUCCGCCCCUCGACUCCGUACUACCAUCGUGGACUUCGCGAGUAUCAGUCCGCUCUGUCCUACUCGGCGUUUUACUUGGGUUUUCACUUUCGGUCACCUCGACAUCACUUGCUCUCUACUUCCAACAAAAACGACGGGAACGUGUGGCAGCGAAGUUCACCCCUCGACCCAUUGAGUUAAGAAGCGACGAGGUAGUGGCUGGAGUGACGGGACUAAUAGGAAACACACCUUUGGUCAGGAUUAACUCCCUGAGUGAUGCCCUGGGGGUUGAGAUCCUCGGGAAAGCAGAGUUCUUGAACCCAGGAGGAAGCGUCAAAGACCGAGUCGCACUGCGAAUGAUCGAAGACGCGGAACGUUCGGGGUACCUUCGACCAUACACAGGUUCACGGAUAUUUGAAGGAACUGUGGGCUCAACGGGCAUUUCUAUAGCUACAAUCGCUCGUGCAAGAGGAUAUGAUACGACUAUCAUCAUGCCCGAUGACGUCGCUGAAGAAAAAGUCAAGGCACUUCACGCUCUUGGAGCUGAGGUCCAGAGAGUUCGCCCCGCGAGCAUCGUUGACAAGAAGCAGUUUGUGAACAUAGCCCGACAACGCGCAGCCAAGUUUGGACAGCAGGACGAAAUCGACGGUAGUUCACCCCCACACACUCCAGUCCCCAUCAGCCUCUGUGCUCGUCACAACAACUUCCCUCAAGAUUUCUUGGCUAAGCCUAGAGGUUAUUUUGCGGACCAGUUCGAGAAUAAGAGCAAUUUUGAUGCCCAUUUUUUCGGGACCGGACCUGAGAUAUGGAGACAAACAAACGGGCGUGUUGACGCCUUUAUUUCGGGAGCUGGGGUAGGUCAAUACCUCAAAUCGGCCAAUGAGAACGUUCGAGUUGCCGUCGCCGAUCCAGAAGGAAGCGGCCUCUAUAAUAAAGUGGUUAAACAUGGAGUGAUGUUCGACCGGAAAGAAAGUGAAGGGACAAAAAGAAGGCAUCAAGUCGAUACUGUGGUGGAGGGCAUUGGUAUCAACCGCCUUACAAACAACCUCGAAUUAGCACUUCCCAUCCUUGACGAUGCCUUCCGAAUAACCGAUGCCGAGGCUGUCUCCAUGUCUCGCUACCUCGUCAAAAACGAUGGCUUAUUCUUAGGCUCGAGCAGCGCAUGCAAUCUUGUUGCUUGUAUAAAGCUCGUGAAGAAAAUGGGUUGGAAAGACGGAAAGACCGUCGUCACCAUUCUUUGUGACUCAGGGAAUAGACAUUACUCAAAGGUAAGGAAUGACGAGUACCUACACAAAGCGGGCAUCCCCGUGGAUCUACAAAUAGUGGAAGAUCUGCUGCGGCCUGAGAGUCCCGUCUAG